Molecule: messenger RNA, 333 nt
Organism: Castor canadensis (American beaver)
Lineage: Eukaryota; Metazoa; Chordata; Mammalia; Rodentia; Castoridae
Gene: Krtap17-1
Product: keratin associated protein 17-1
Source: RefSeq, a predicted model, not a curated record
AUGGGGGACUGCUUCAACUGCUGCGCCCAGGACCAAGGCUGCUGCAGUGAGGAUUGCUGCUGCCAGCCCAAUGGCUGCUGCCAGCCCAAUGGCUGCUGUGGCUGCUGCGGCUGCUGUGCUGCCUGCUGUGCCUGCUGCAGUAACACCACUGAUUGUGGAGGAGGAGGAGGCUGCUGCGGGGGCUGCCAGGGCUGCGGGGGCGCCGGGGGAUCCGGGGGCUGCUGUGGAGGCGGCUGCUGUGGCCCCUGUUGUGGCAACAACGGGUGCUGCGGCAACAACGGGUGCUGCGGCCCUGUGUGCUGCCAGCCCGCACCGGUAUGCGACACCAAAUGA